Fraxinus pennsylvanica is the source of this 852-nucleotide messenger RNA. The record is from the annotation of a GenBank genome assembly. NCBI's taxonomy places the organism in Eukaryota, Viridiplantae, Streptophyta, Magnoliopsida, Lamiales, Oleaceae.
AUGAAGAACACACGAUCGCCCCUGAAACCGGCAAGAAGUUUCCGGCACCCUGAUCAGGAGCCGGCGCCGGUUCCGGUGUUGACACUUCUUGGGCCAUUACAGCUGACAAAAAGUGACAAUCAAUUUUUCAGUUCUUCAUGUUAUGAUGUGGCAGCUAAGGUCAAUGAGUACUAUAAAUUUAAUGUGAUUGUCUUGCUUCAAAUGAGUUCAAGUAUCGAGAAGGAUGUCAAUGAAACUUGGGGAAGUAAAGUCCAGACUAAUUCUCUCCUCUCUUGCCGCCGCCGCCGGCCAAAUCCAUAUCCUCGCAGCCCACGAGACCGGCAGUCGGCGGCUGCAAAAAAAAAAUGCAGCCCCAAGCUGCAUCGCAGCAGCGUGCGCGGUAGUAAGCUGCUCCAAACGAGCAGCGGGACAGCGAGCACGCUGCUGCAGCAGCGUGUGCGCAAGUUGCUCCAAACAAGCAGCGGGACAGGGAGCACGCUGCGAUUUUGCUGGAGGUUCCCAGAAGCCAGCAUUCAAAUAAUGGAUUUGGUAGAAGAUAUAUACAUACACACAGACGGGAAGCACGAACGAGGGCAGAGGCGAGAAGCAGAUAUCACAGUGAAUCAACUGUUUAUACACACAUACGCAUACAGACAGGGAAGCACGAAAGAGGGCAGAAGCGAAAUACCAGCUUCGUUGAUGAGGAUUGUAACGACGAAAACCAAUAGUACAAAACUCUCCCUCUCUCAUGCAUAUCGUGAUGGUCAGCUGGAGGAAGUGCUUCUUCGCCAUCUUGGGGCAGAAGAUGGAAACACGGUGAUUGCUAAAAAUGUCAGGCUCUCGGACUUUCUUAGUAAUUUACAGAUCCGUUGA